This is a messenger RNA of Physeter macrocephalus (sperm whale), 7895 nucleotides long. RefSeq names its product phospholipase D family member 6 (gene PLD6). The coding region runs from base 6708 to 7895 and encodes 395 amino acids. Gene Ontology annotation, molecular function: RNA endonuclease activity producing 5'-phosphomonoesters, hydrolytic mechanism. The record is from RefSeq and is a predicted model, not a curated record. The transcript has 2 exons. Gene Ontology annotation, biological process: piRNA processing. Gene Ontology annotation, cellular component: mitochondrion. Lineage: Eukaryota; Metazoa; Chordata; Mammalia; Artiodactyla; Physeteridae.
GGAGAAAAGGGAACCCUCUUGCACUGUUGGUGGGAAUAUAAAUUGAUACAGCCACUAUGGAGAACAGUAUGGAGGUGCCUUAAAAAACUAAAAAUAGAAUUACCAUAUGACCCAGCAAUCCCACUACUGGGCAUAUACCCAGAGAAAACCAGAAUUCAAAAAGACACACGCACCCCAGUAUUCACUGCAGCACUAUUUACAACAGCCAGGCCAUGGAAGCAAGCUAGAUGCCCAUCAACGGACGAAUGGAUAAAGAAGAAGUGGUACAUAUAUACAAUGGAAUAUUACUCAGCCAUAAAAAGGAACGAAAUUGGGUCAUUCAUAGAGAUAUGGAUGGAUCUAGAGACUGUCAUACAGAGUGAAGUAAGUCAGAAAGAGAAGAACAAAUAUCGUAUAUUAACGCAUAUUCGUGGAACCUAGAAAAAUGGUACAGAUGAACCGGUUUGCAGGGCAGAAAUAGAAACACAGGUGUAGAGAACAAACGUAUGGACACCAACGGGGGAAAGUGGCCGGGUGGGUUGGUGGUGAUGGGAUGAAUUGGGAGAUUGGGAUUGACAUGUACACACUAAUAUGUAUAAAAUAGAUAACUAAUAAGAACCUACUGUAUAAAAAAAUAAAAUUCAAAAGACAAUUUAAAAAAAAGCUUUCGAAAGACAAAGAGUAAAUCUUGAAAACAGCAGGAGAGAAGUGAAUCCUCAGUAAGAAUAUCUGCAGAAUUCUCUUCGGACAUUUUGGAGGCCAGAAGACAAGGGGGUUGAUGUAUGAAAAGUCUAAAACAAGAAAGUCAACCGAGAAUCCUCUAUCCAGCAAAUCUGUCCUUCAAAAGUGAGGGAAAAAAUCAAGACAUUACCAGAUAAAAGCUGAGAGGUUUGUUAUCAUUAGACCUGUCCUGCAAGAAAUGCUCAGGGGAGUCCUAUAGGAUGACAUGAAAGGACACUGGACAGUACCUCAAAGCCCUAUGGAGAAAUAGAGAUCUCAAUAAAGAUAAACACAUGGGCAAUUAUAAAAACUAGAAUUACUAUAACAGUGGUUUGUAACCAUACUUUUUGUUUUCUAUAACCAAGAAACAUACCUUUAAAGAAAAAAAUAUUAAUGUGAAAGCUUGUGUUACUGUAACUUUGGUUUGUAACUCCAAAUUGUGUUUUCUACACAGUUUAGGAAUACAUUUAGUAGAAUUAUUAGUUUAUGUUUUGUGGCACGUGACGUAUAAAGAUGUAACAAGCAAAAGGGUGGGACAGAGCUGUAAAGGAGGAGGAUUUUUGUUACUGAAGUUAAGCUGCUAUAAAUUCAAAUUAGAAUGUUAUAACUUUAGGAUGUUAAAUGGAAUCCUUUUGGUAACCACAAGGAAAAUGGCUACAGAAUAUACAGAAGAGGAAAUUAAGAAGGAGUUUAAACAACUCACUGCAAAAAAAAAAAAAAAGAAAAAAAGAAAAGGAAACAGCAACGCAAGAAAUGAGGAACCAAAAAGCUAUAGGGCAUACAGAAACAUAGGCUUUAAGUCAAAAACGUUUACAAGAGACAAAGAAGGACAUUAUAUAUUAACAAAAGUCUUCUGUGUAAUAAAGUACAGCAAGAAGAUAUAACAAUUAUAAACACUUACGUAACUAAUGACCAACCAUCAAAAUAUAUGAAACAGAAACUGAGAGAAUUGAAGGGAGAAAUAGUUCUACAAUAAUUGUUCUACCCCACUCACAAUAAUGGAUUAAAAAAACAGACAGAAGAUAAAUAAGGAAACACCUAAACACCACAAUAAACCAACUAGAUCUAACAGACAUUUACAGAGCACUCCCACAACAACAGCAACAUACACAGUCUUCUCAAGUGCACUUGGGACAUUUUCCAGGAUAGACCAUAGGUUAGACUGCAAAUUAAAUCUCAAUAGAUCUUAACAUAUAGAUUUCAUACAAAGUAUCUUCUCUGACCACAAGAUGAAGUUCGAAAUCAAUAACAUAAAACUGGAAAAGUUACAAAAUUGUGGAAAUUAAACACUUUUUUUUUUAGUAUAUUUGAUAUACAAUGUUGUGUCAGUGUCAGGUGUACAGCCCAGUGAUUCAAUUAUACAUGGACAUAUAUUCAUUCUUUUUCAGAUUUUCUCUUAUAGGUUAUCACAGAAUAUUGAGUAGAGUUCCCUGUGCUAUGCAGUAGGUUCUUGUUGGUUACCUAUCUUACGUACAGUAGUGUGUGUGUGUGUUCAUCCCAAGCUCCUGAUUUAUCCCUCCCCUCACGUUUCCCCUUUGGUAACCAUAAGUUUGUUUCUGUUUCGUAGAUACGUUCAUUUGUGUCAUAUUUUAGAUACCACAUAUAAGUGAUAUCAUAUGGUAUUUGCCUUUCUCUUUCUGACCUACUUUGCGUAGUAUAAUCUCUAGGUCCAUCCAUGUUGCUGCACAUGGCAUUAUUUCAUUAUUUUUUAUGGCUGAGAAAUAUUCCAUUGUGUAUAUAUACCACAUCUUUAUCCAUUCCUUUGUCAAUGGACAUUUAGGUUGUUUCCAUGUCCUGGCUAUUGUAAAUAGUGCUGCAAUGAACAUUGGGGUGCAUGUAUAUUUUCAGAUUAUGGUUUUCUCAGGAUAUAUGCCCAGGAGUGGGAUUGCAGGAUAAUAUGGUGAUUCCAUUUUAGUUUUUUAAGGAACCUCCAUACUGUUCUCCAUAGUGGCUGUACCAAUUUACAUUCCCACCAGGAGUGCAAGAGGGUUCCAUUUUCUCCACACCCUCUCCAGCAUUUAUUGUUUGUAGACCUUUUGAUGAUGGCCAUUCUGACCGGUGUGGUGGUACCUCACUGUAGUUUUGUUUUGUAUUUUUCUGAUAAUUACUGAUGUUGAUCAUCUUUUCAUGUGGUUUUUGGCCAUCUGUAUGUCUUCUUUGGAGAAAUGUCUGUUUAGAUCUUCUGCCCAUUUUUUGAUUGGGUUGUUUGUUUUUUUGACAUAGAGCUACAUAAGCUGCUUGUAUAUUUUGGAGAUUAAUCUCUUGUUGGUCGCUUUGUAAACGAUACACUUAUUUUUUAUGUUUUUAAAAUUUAUUUUAUUGAUUUAUUAUUUUUGGCUGCGUUGGGUCUUCGUUGCUGUGCGCAGGCUUUCUCUAGUUGUGGCGAGUGGGGGCUUCUCAUCGUGAUGGCUGCUCUUGUUGCGGAGCACGGGCUCUAGGCACGCGGGCUUCAGUAGUUGCAGCACGUGGGCUUAGUAAUUGUGGCUCGCGGGCUAUAGAGCGCAGGCUCAGUAGCUGUGGCUCAUGGGCUUAGUUGCUCCGUGGCAUGUGGGAUCUUCUCGGACCAGGGCUCGAACCCGUGUCCCCUGCAUUGGCAGGCGUGUUCUUAACCACUGCACCACCAGGGAAGUCCAACAAUACACUUUUAAACAACCAAUGGAUCAAGAAGAAAUUACAAGGGAAAUUAGAACAAAUGAAAAUGAAAACACAACAUAACAAAAUUUAUGGGAUGCAGUGAAAGCAGUGCUGAGGGGGAAAUUUACAGCUACAAAUGCUUAUAUUAAAAAACAAGAAAGGUCUGAGAUCAAUAACCUAACUUUACAACUUAAGGAACUAGAAAACAACAAACUAAACCCAAAGCUAGCAGAAGGAAGGAAAUGAUAAAGAUUAGAAUAGAUUGGAAAGCUUAGCAUUUUUUGUUUAAAAAAACCUCCUGUUUCUUUUCAUGUCUAGUAAGCUUUGGUUGACAACUGGACAUUUUUGAUAAUAGAGUGUAGCAACUCUGGACUUUAUUUUUCUGAGGUGGUUGUCCUGUGGAAACUUACCUGGACUUAAACUUCAGCAUCUCUUCCCCUGCACUGUGCAGCCACUGGUGUGUCUGCUCGUUUUUUUAAAAUUAUUUUUAUUUAUUCGUAGGGGUCACCCCUGAGUCUUUCUAAUGUGGUAGUCAGCAGUGAUUUUGGUUUAACCCAGAUACUUUGAGCCUGUAGGCCUCAUACCCUCUGCUGAUCAAUCUGGGUUAGGGAAUGCUUUCAAGCCCCCCUUGGCUUUCACUUUUCCCCAUGCUCUCCUGGGUCUCUCCCACUCAUUCAUUGCUCCCCAGUUAGCCAGGGAUGUGUGGAGAACAUAACUCAGCCCUUUUAUGGUUUUCUCACUUCCAGGAUGUCUGUCACAUUUUUGACUGAUCUGCUGCUUGCCUUAACUUGGACUGCAAGCUUGGGCUGGUAAGGCUGCGUGUUUUGAUCAUUCAUUCACAACUGAAUCCACCAUUUUUGGCCGGCAAAACUGUAGGUCUUUGCAGCCAAUCCCACAUUGGUAAGACUACUACUUUUUCCAGCCAAGGUGGAGGGGUGGGUUUUGAAGGGAUGGGAGCCUCAGUCCACAAGGCCACAGACUCCUGCUGCUUCUAUCCUAAGCACCACCGGGUUUUAAAAGCUAACACUUCUCAUUUUGUUGUCUGCCUUUGGGGUAUUUCCAGUGCCCUGAAGUUGUUGUUCUUGACCAUUUUCCCCAGUUUUAUGGGGUUUUUUUGUUUUUUGUUCUUUGCUGCACCGCGAGGCUUGUGGGAUUUUAGUUCCCUGACCGGCGAUGGAACCCGGGCCCUCAGCACUGAGAGCUCGGAGCCCUAACCACUGGACCACCAGGGAAGUCCCAAUUUAUGUUUGUUCUUUGCAAGGAGGAAUUGAGCACCUCUUUUUUUUUUUUUAAUUGUAUUUUUAUUUAUUUUUUGGCUGUGUUGGGUCUUCGUUUCUAUGCGCGGGCUUUCUCUAGUUGCGGUGAGUGGGGGCCACUCCUCAUUGCAGUGCGCGGGCCCCUCACCGUCGUGGCCUCUCCUGUUGCGGAGCGCAAGCUCCAGACGCGCAGGCUCAGUAGCUGUGGCUCACGGGCCCAGCCGCUCCGCGGCAUGUGGGAUCCUCCCAGACCAGGGCUCGAACCCGCAUCCCCUGCACCAGCAGGCAGACUCUCAACCACUGCGCCACCAGGGAAGCCCCCUGAGCACCUCUGUACUGCCGUAACAGGGAGUCCGUCCUCUCAUUGUUUAUUAUCAUUUCAAAUGAAGAAAGUGAGGCUCAAAGAGAUGAAGCCACUUGCCUGAGGUCCUGCAGUUAGGAAGGAGGGGAGCCAGAAUGAAACUCAGGAACUCUAUUUAGAAAGUUUUAUUGAAGUAUAAUUGCCAUAUAAGGAAUUAUACCUAUUUAAGCCACGUAAUUUGACAAGUUUUACAUAUGAAUAUGCCCGUGAAACCAUCGCUACCACCAAGAUAACAAACGUAUCUAUCACAUGUCUCUUUCUAGUCCCUCCUGCCCUUCCCUCACCUCUAGGCAACCAGAGAUCUGCUUUCUGUCACUAUGGUUUGCAUUUCCUAGAAUUUUAUAUAAAUGGAAUCAUAAGUCUGUACUCUUUUUUUCUGGCUUUUUUCACUCAGCAUAAUUGAAAUCCAUCCAUGUUGUAGUAUAUAUCAAUAAUUUAUUUCUUUUUAUUGCUAAAUAUUAUUCUGUUGCAUUAAUAUGCAAAAGUUUAUCUGGUGACGGACAUUUAUGUUGUUUCUAGAUUUGAGAUAUUACAAAUAAACCUGCUCUGAACAUUUGCAUACAAGUCUUUGUGUGGGAUAUGCUUUCAUUUCUCUUUGGUCACACCUAGGAGUGGGACAGCUGGACCAUAUGCAAGGUGUGUGUUUAACAUUUUAAAUAAACUUUAAAUUCGGAAUAAUUUUAGAUUUACCAAAAAGUUUCAAAGAUAGCACAAAGAGUUCCAUAUACCCCUCACCUGGUUUCCCUCAUCCGUUAGCAUCUUCCAUUACUGUAAUUCAUUUGCCAGCGUGAAGAAACUGACAUUGGUACAUUACUAUUAAUUAAACUCCAGACUUUAUCUGGAUUUCACCAGUUUUGUCACUAAUGUCACCUUUCUGUCCCAGGACCCAACGCAUGUAGUUGUCAGGUCUCCCCAGUCUGCUCUGGUCUGUGACAACGUCCCAGCUGGUCCUUUCUUUCGUGACCUUGGCAGAAGUAAACAGUACUGGCCAGGUGUCCUGUGGAAAGUGACAGCAUGUCCUCCAACCUCGGCUUCUGAUGGGUUUUUACCUCAGUACUGAACUGGGGCUACGGGCUUCGGGCAUGGAGAUCACAAAGCGAAGGGCCUCGCAUCACACCCUCUCAGCGCGGGUGAUGUCAGUGUCACCUGCUCGGGGCGGUGUUGGCCAGCUCUCUGCGGGCAGAGUUUUCUUUCCUCUUUCCCGGUGGCAGUCGCUCAACUGGGUUCACCCUCAAAGGGGAAGAUUUCGUUGCAGCUCCUUUGGGAGGGAGUGUCUGCAUUUAAAUAUUACUUGGAAUUCUUCUGUACAGCAGAUUGUAUCUUCUCUCUCAUUUCUUUCAUUUUGUUUUUGAAACUUGAAAAAAAACCUAAAUACAUUUAUUAAUACCAAUAAAAGUUCAUUUUUAAAGGGAAAAUUAAAAGAAAAAAACAAUAAAAUGUAACAUUAAAAACAUGAUAAAGAUGAAUCUCUAGAAAGUGAGUUAGUUGAUUGUUAUGAUCUGGCUAUAUCAAUUUUAUCUUGGGACUUGGUUUUCUCUUUUUUUUGAAUUUUUGAAUUUUAUUUUAUUUAUUUUUUUAUACACCAGGUUCUUGUUAGUCAUCAAUUUUAUACACAUCAGUGUAUACAUGUCAGUGCCAAUCACCCAAUUCAUCACACCACCACCCCAACCCCCCAUCUCUCAUUUCUUUACUCAUUUACUUCACUAUAGAAAUAGUGUAUAUUUAAACUUGGGUUAUAAUCCAAUUCUGCAUUAUUCAUGCUGUUCCUCAAGUUGUUCCAGUUUUGGUCACCGUGGGUCUUCUCUGGUUGCCUCCUGGGUCCUUUGGGCGUCGGGAGCGCAGGCGCAGUGUGGGCGGGCGCACGUGGGCGGCAGGCGGGUGCGCAGGCGCAGUGGGCAAUGGGCGCCGAAUGCGCAGGAGCAAGUGCCCCGGGGCGGAGGGCGCACGUGGCCCGUGAACGGCGGGCGCACAGGCGCAGUGGGCGAUGGGCGCUGAAUGCGCAGGCGCAGGUGGGCGGCAGGCGGGCGCGCAGGCGCAGUGGGCGGCGGGCGCACGUGGGAGGCGGGGCCUCAGCCGCCGCGGGCGAGAUGGGGUCGUUACGCUGGCCGGUGGUGGCUGCCGUCGCCGCGGGCCUCGCGCUGGCCCUGGAGGCGCUACCCGCUGUGCUGAGCUGGCUGUGGGCCGGGCGGCGGCCGCGGCCGCGGCGCGAGGUGCUGUUCUUCCCGUCGCGGGUGACGUGCACCGAGACCCUAUUGCGGGUCCCGGGCGCCGCGCCCUCGGGCUGCCCAUGCAACCUGCCCCACGGCGAGAGCUCACUGAGCCGCCUGUUGCGCGCCCUGCUGGCAGCCCGCGCCAGCCUCGAGCUCUGCCUGUUCGCCUUCUCCAGCCCGCAGCUGGGCCGCGCAGUGCAGCUGCUGCACCAGCGCGGGGUGCGCGUCCGCGUGGUCACCGACUGCGACUACAUGGCCCUCAACGGCUCACAGAUCGGGCUGCUCCGCAAGGCAGGUAGGCCGGGCGCGGGGCCGGGGAGGCGGGAGGCAGAGCCAGGAUGGCGUGGGUGUUUGGGGAGGGGGCCUGAGGACCGGGGAGACCCGCUCGCGUCCCCUGGCGGCCUUGCAAGGUCUGGGGAAACUCCAGGGCCUCCUGAGGAGCUUCUGUGCAGAGCGUCUGAGCCCGCAACCUGGGCAACAGCCCCGGGAAGGGCCGAGGCUGGAAACAGGUCUGCCAGCAGAAGCUGGUCCGGGCGCAGGUGUGCAGAGAGGCUGCCCUCGACCCAGCCCCAGCGGGAGCCAGACGGGCCGGUGCCCCGCCCAGCCCUGCGGUCCGAGAUCCGCGGGGUCAGCACACCACCACGCCCCGCCCUGAGCGCGCAGCCAGCAGAUCUUCCGAUGCUACUAAAUCAUCGCUCUGUUUGCCCCCGAGUCUCGCUCUCUGCGGCCGGCUAG